Selaginella moellendorffii is the source of this 743-nucleotide messenger RNA. RefSeq lists its product as uncharacterized. The coding region runs from base 152 to 658 and encodes 168 amino acids. The record is from RefSeq and is a predicted model, not a curated record. The transcript has 3 exons. Lineage: Eukaryota; Viridiplantae; Streptophyta; Lycopodiopsida; Selaginellales; Selaginellaceae.
GACUUCUCGUUGUCUAUCAUGCCUUAUGUGUUUGGAGGCCCACAAGAACCUCUCGCUCUCACUGAUGGUCCUAACUUAUUCCUAGUAUCAUACUGGUCCCCUGGGGACCAGUAAGAUACUGUGAGGUCUUAGGUUUCUUUAAAUAGGACACAUGAAAUGCCACUUCUAUCAGAUCCUGCUUCUGCUGUUUCUUGUUAGUGUGCUUCUUCAGAUAGUCAUGGCCCUGCGUCCAGUUUCCUGCAUCGUUCUUGUGCUGCCAUUGCUGGUGCUCGCAACUGUCAAUGCUACUCGUGUGGGCAAUGAAGCAGACACGAUCUUUGCGGGAGGGGUGGAUGCGACGCAUGAUCCACGAUAUGUGUCUACUAUCCUGGAAAACAAAGCACUAAGCAGCGUUGUUGGCGAAACUUACUGUUGCCUCAGGAACGGAUGGGGCUGCAUGCAGGAGUGCGACAAAGGCAAAAAUUACCAGUGCUGCCUUAAGAAUGGGUUUGGGUGCAUGCAGAACUGUGAGACAUCGAAAAAGUACUCCUGCUGUCUCAAGAAUGGAUUUGGCUGCCUGUGGAAGUGCGAGGAUGGUGUGGAGCACUACUGCUGCGAGCGGAAUGGCUUUGGCUGCACCAAGAUGUGUCCCAAGACAGUCACUACUGGCAACCUGUAAACUGGAUAUGUACUGUGGCUCUGGAUAUGGAUGUAUGGGUUUGGUUGCCGCCCGAGUUUAAAUAAAAUGCUACUAUUAUACGCGG